This is a messenger RNA of Cordyceps militaris CM01, 2145 nucleotides long. Its product is annotated as polysaccharide lyase family 8 protein. Gene Ontology annotation, cellular component: extracellular region. Gene Ontology annotation, biological process: carbohydrate metabolic process. The transcript is spliced from 8 exons. Lineage: Eukaryota; Fungi; Ascomycota; Sordariomycetes; Hypocreales; Cordycipitaceae. The coding region runs from base 1 to 2145 and encodes 714 amino acids. Gene Ontology annotation, molecular function: carbohydrate binding; lyase activity. The record is from RefSeq and is a predicted model, not a curated record.
AUGAGACUCUACGCGGCUGCCUGCGCUCUCUGCAUCCUGGCGCGUGCCGUCGCGGCGGAUGCCCAAGAUACCCGGGACAUGACGACCUUGUCGCGGCGACGAGUCGCUGAUCUCGCCGAGUUCCCCAACCCUUUGUGGUUUGGCAGCGUGCAAGAAUGGAUCGACACGCAAAAGUCCGAUGGCACGUGGGCGGAUGUCAACUAUCUCUCGGGAUGUCCUGCGCUACACUGGGCUGCCCAUGUGGAACGCCAGGGCUAUGGAACACCGCAAAACUGGUAUGGACAAGCCAUCUUGAUCCCGCAACUGAGCUCUACGGCCUGUCUGCUGGCCCGAGAUGGACCCCUUUCGCAGGACCAGCGCGACGGCUGCAUACGAUUGACCAAGCGCACGUAUGACAACAUCGACCUCUCGUACGGCACUGGCGGCAAUCUUACCGCUGCCAAUGUGGUUCUUGUUCUGCAAAGUGCCGUCAGCCUCGGUCUGUUCACCCACAACGUCACCAUUGUCGAAAGCGCCAUGAAGAGGGCAUUCGGUGGAAUGACGUUCUCCCAUCUGGCCAUGCAGGAUGGUAUUCACAAGGAUGGCUCGUUCUUGCAACAUGAUGGCAUCCUCUACAAUGGCAAUUACGGGAAAGAUUUGCUCAAUGUGUUUAUUCAACUAGAGGGCGAGGCUGUCGGCACGCGCUUCGCGGCCGAUGCCGCCACUAAGCAAGCCAUGUCGACCUUGAUCAAGGGUAACGAGUGGAUGAUCUUCACAGACAAAAACACUCGACAGCAGCACUGGGACUUUAAUACCAUUGGUCGCUUCGUCAGCUACCCGACCAAAGACUUACAGGCCAGCGCCGACAUCAACUUCAACGUCACGAAGCUGGCCCGCGCUGUUACCGACUUUGAUGGCGCAGAUGAUGUAAAGGACACUAUUAAGCGGCUCGAGUCAAAUGGGACAGAACCGCUCGUUGGUAACAAGGGAUUCUGGGCAAGCGAUUACAUGGUCCACCGCCGCGAGUCCUUUAUCAUCGGCAACAAGAUGCUCUCUUCACGGUCCACCAACUCCGAGCUCGUCAACGGCGCCAACCCGCUCGGCUACCACCUCGGCCAGGGCACGCUCUUCACGUACGUCGACGGCACCGAGUACAAGGACAUCUGGGCAUCCUGGGACUGGAACCUAAUCCCGGGCACCACCAUUGUCCGUGACACGCCCGCCCUGGCCGCCGCGGGGCCCAAUCACCGCGGCGCGCGCGACUUUGUCGGCGUCGUCAGCAACGGCCGCGUCGGCGCCGCCGUCGAGGACUACGCCGACCCGUCCGACGGCCACGUGUCCUACAAGAAGGCCUGGUUCUACCUGGGCGACGCCGUGCUUGUGAGCGUCGCAGAUGUGCAUACCAGGGGCAUGGGCGGCGCGCCGGUGAUUACCGUGCUGGAGAACCGCGCCAAGGCCGACGGCGGCGCGUUCGUCGACGGCGAGCGCGUGCCGCUCGGCACCGACACCAAGGUCACCGGCUCGACCCUGCUGUACGGCGGAAACGGGUACCUCGCGUACGGCGCGCCGUUUGACCUCACCCUGUCCGAGGGCGACCGCACCGGCAACUGGUCCGCCAUUUCCACCUCGGCCGCCGGCCCGGCCACCGUCGCGGUCUUCUCCGCCUACGCCGCUGUGACGGCCCCGCGCGCGAGCUACGCCCUCUUCCCCGCGACCAGCCCGCGCAAGCUCGCCCAGGAAGCCCAAGCGCCGACCUGGGUCCCCGUCUGGGGCGAUGGUGUGUCCGGCGCGGCGGGACAGGGCGUGCUGAGCGUCGUGUUCUGGCCGGGCGGCGGCGGAACCGUCACUGUUGGCCUCGCCGAGAUUGGCUGGGCGGAUCGAGGCACCGUCCGGGUGACGGCGGGUCAUCCGGGCCUCUUUUUGAUCACGGGCAGCAGGGAGGCAGGGGCGUCUGGCGGGGGCCGCCUGACGCUGGCCGUCUCGGCGGCGGACCCGACGCAGAAGCGCAAAACGGCGACGCUGGAGCUGCUGUUGACGAGGCCGCUCGGUGAGGCUCAGGCAUGUGGCCGGGCGGUGCAGAGCAAGGUGGAUCUCGAUUUUGUGCUGCCGACGGGCGGCAUGGCUGGCUCUUCGGUAAAACAGGAGGCUUUCGUGCAUAUGACGUGA